CCUGCGUCAAGGAGCAUGGGCGCAAACUUUAGAAGCUUUUUUUUUAUAAACCGGAGGCAGUUUUUUAGAAUGAAGGCAGGCGAGUCACCCUUCGCGUGAGUGGCGCGUGGAGCUCCGGAGGCACUCCACUCCAGGUGCUGGGAAAAGGCGACACGGAGGAAGUCGUGAUCUUUGCGGCGGAUUGCGCCACGGAGGACCGGGGGGGAACGGACCGAUGAGCCAUCAUGGGUCCAUUGAUGUGUGAUGGACGACUGACACACCUCCUCCUCCCUCUCCUCCUCCUCUUGCGGGCUCCCCCGCUGUUUAGCUUUGGUGAGCGCACCUGUCCAAAUAGCUGCCGAUGCGAGGGGAAAACUGUACAUUGUGAUUCAGCUGGCUUCUUAGAUGUUCCAGAAAACAUCUCAGUAGGCUGCCAAGGCCUCUCCCUGCGCUACAACGAACUACACACCCUGUUGCCGUAUCAAUUUGCUCAUCUGGGCCAGCUUCUCUGGAUUUACUUGGACCAUAAUAAGAUUUCAGCUGUUGACAGUCGCGCGUUCCAGGGGGUUCGCAGACUUAAAGAGCUGAUACUGAGCUCCAACAGGAUCACAUCGCUGCAUAACUCAACAUUCCACGGAAUUCCCAAUCUUCGCAGUUUGGACUUGUCUUACAACAAAUUGGAAAUCCUUCAGCCAGGUCAGUUCCAUGGCUUACGAAAACUACAAAACCUACACCUGCGCUCAAAUGGUCUCUCCAACAUCCCAAUUCGAGCAUUCCUGGAGUGUCGAAGUUUGGAGUUUUUGGAUUUGGGCUACAAUCGUAUCAAGGCUCUUACCCGCACUACAUUUUUGGGGCUUCAGAAGCUAAUGGAAUUGCAUCUGGAGCACAACCAGUUCUCACGGAUCAACUUUUUUCUGUUUCCACGCCUGGCCAAUCUGAGAUCACUCUAUCUGCAAUGGAACCGCAUUAAGGUGGUCAACCAGGGCCUUCCAUGGACUUGGUAUACACUGCAGAAACUUGAUCUGUCCGGAAAUGAAAUCCAGACCCUAGACCCAGCUGUGUUUCACUGCUUACCCAACCUCCAAGUCCUCAACCUGGAAUCCAACAAACUGUCCAAUGUGUCUCAGGAGGCGGUGUCAGCAUGGAUCUCCCUGACCUCCAUGAGCCUUGCGGGGAACAUGUGGGAUUGUGGGGCCGGGAUAUGCCCGCUUGUGGCUUGGUUGAGAAAUUUCCGGGGUAGCAAAGACACCACUAUGAUAUGCAGCAGCCCUAAGUAUCUCCAGGGAGAAAAAAUUAUGGAAGCCACAAGGAACCAUGGAAUUUGUGAGGAAACUGAUUACGUUCUGACUGAAACACCCUCACCAAUGUCAGAACUCAUUUCUGAAGCAACAGGAGAACCAACCUUUGGCCCCACUAGCGCCUCUCCACCUAUGCCAAUAGCUAGCACCUUUGGUCCUGUCCCACCAUACAGACCUCGACCUAUUCCUAAUCCUACUUUUCCAGGGCAUAUGAGCAAAGACCCAAGAGACUCAGUUGCUCGCACCCGUCCCACCCUCAUACCACCUCCAGAACUGGAACACAUGACUCUUCACAAAGUGGUUGUGGGCAGCGUGGCACUCUUCUUCACGAUGUCCCUAAUCUUGACAAUUAUCUAUGUGUUUUGGCGGCGAUAUCCAGUUGCCACCAGGUUGCUGCCGCAGCGAUCCGUGGUGGGGCGGAAGCGUCGUAAAAAGAGUCCAGAGCCUGAGCAGAACCUGAGCUCCCAGCUCCAAGAGUAUUACAUGAGCUACAACCCUGCUGCCACUCCAGAGGCAUUGGAUGUGCUAGGCAAUGGCACUGGUUCCUGCACAUGCACAAUUUCUGGCUCCAGGGAGUGUGAGAAUGAGUAUACGUGCCCACGCCCGCUACCUGGUGCCUGGCUGGGAGAUGUGUCUACGAUCCAUUAACUGCUAAAAGGAACUGCUUUGAAUGAAACAGGAAAGAGACAUAUGCAGGGAACCUAUCAGGAUCCUACUCACAUAAUUCAAAGGAUACAUUUAAAACGAUCCUCCACGCUAACAAGGGAAACCACUGACAAAGACCACGAGGAGAUGUCUUUUUCUUAAGAUUUUAUAUUGUCUUGUUUUUUUCGCUCAUAGGCUUCGCUGCAUUCCAUAAUGCUCCAUCACUAAAUGAAUAAAUGGUUGUGGAUACACAGUCUUAUGGUAAAUAGUGGAGCCUUGGAGGAAGACUCAUGAGCACUAACGGAUGGUUGCAUCCAACACGGGAGCUUAUUGUAUAGACUUUAAUAGCGUAUUCUCUCCCUGAGGACAACAUGGCAUUGGUUUAAACAAGGCAAGAGACUGUACAAAUUCAUGAGGCUUUAAAAAAAAAAGUGUAAAACCCAGCAAGGAGUUUUUAACUAAAAUGCACUGAGCAGCUGGACCUGAUCGCUCUGCUAAUGCAGCUAUGUAUAAUUUAAAGUGUAUUUCCAUACUUUGAUUUCACCACUUUAUCCCCUUUAAACCUUUUUUUUUCGUAAGAAAGCCCAAUUAAAGUCGAGGGUGGUGUAAAUGUGCCUCACUGGAGCAGAAACAUUAUUAAAACGGAGCUUCGGUGCACCUGUCAGGAAAGAGGAAUCCGCUCCAUCAGGUGGAAAUCGAGCAGCAGCUGGAAGAUUGCUUUUGAAAGCCUGAGAGGAAAGCAAACUAUCCCCCCAGCCAUCUUUGGUGGAGUCUUUGUGUUUUGUUUGCUUUUUUUUAAGAACCGUUUUCUAAGUUGUUUCUAAUUGCAAUCAAACCUUGACUAUACAGUUUGAUUUGGAAGACCUAAGGGGUCAAUCAGAAGCAAGGGGGAAAAGGAAAACGCUCCUAUCAAGGGUAUACGAUGUAAUUUUCUGCAAUUAUAAUGUUGUUAAUGUUGUACUUUACGAAUCUGUGUUUCUGACAUUUUCAACACCAAAUACCAAAGAGCCAAAUUGGAGCACCUUUGGCUCUCCCAAUUGGGUCGUCACAGAUCUACGAAAACUCUAAAAGAAGCCUCAACUUGAGUCCAAUAGUGUCCAGUAGUGCUCCAUUACCAGAUUGGCUUUUUUAAUUUUCUACGUGUGUAAUGUGUACGUCUUUGUGAACAAAGGAUCUUGCAACCACUCUCACUAGCAGGAUCUUGUCUUGAAAGAUAA
Molecule: messenger RNA, 3139 nt
Organism: Eleginops maclovinus (Patagonian blennie)
Lineage: Eukaryota; Metazoa; Chordata; Actinopteri; Perciformes; Eleginopidae
Gene: lrrtm4l1
Product: leucine rich repeat transmembrane neuronal 4 like 1
Exons: 3
Coding region: 225-1925 (566 amino acids)
Cellular component (GO): extracellular matrix
Molecular function (GO): protein binding
Source: RefSeq, a predicted model, not a curated record